CCCUUAAACCCAAAGCCCUAAAAUCUGUCGUCUUUUAGGAUUUAGAGAAAGAAAAAACGGUAGAAGAUGAGUUUGGUGGCAGGAUCCUACGAGCGAUUCAUAUGGGGUUACAGGUUAAAACAUCGCCAGAACUUCACCCUUUCUCCACUUUUUACCUUUCCUUCCCACCAAUCCACCAUCAAGGCCGUCGCAGUAUUCGGUUCUGCAGCUGUCUCCGGUGGAUAUGAUGACACCAUCAAAAUCUACGAUCUCACGUCCUCCUCCGAGAUCGGUUUCCUCCACCAGUCAUCUGCCAUCACCUCUCUCUCCUUCUUUGCACCUCCUUCACUCUCUUCCUUCCCUCGAAAUCUCUUUGCCACUGAUGCUGAAGGUUUUCUCUCAAUUUACGAUGCCGACCCCUUUGUCCACCUCAAAACCCUUAAAGUUCAUAAGAAAGGAGUCAACUCCCUAUCCGUCCACCCCUCUGGCCAGCUAGCAUUGACGGUAGGCCACGAUGAGUGCUUGGCCAUGGUCAAUUUGGUUAGGGGCAGACGCAGUUUCUACUGCAGGUUAAGCAAAGAGUCAUCAAUUGUACAAUUCAAUGAAACCGGUGAAAAAUUCUUCAUGGUAGCUGAUGAGAAAAUAAGUAUUCACGAAUCUGAGGAUGCAAAAUUAAUUUUUGAGCUGGAUAAUCGGAAAAGAGUCCUUUGUGCAACCCCAGGCAGUAAUGGGAUUUUAUUUACUGGAGGAGAGGAUAGGAAUGUGACGGCAUGGGAUGCAGCCAGUGGGAAAGUGGCAUAUAGCAUUGAAGAUGCUCAUGCAGCCCGUGUCAAAGGCAUUGUUGUAUUAUCUAAGAGUAGCGAUUCAGGGGAGGAGGAUCCAUACAUUGUGGCAUCUGCAUCGUCUGAUGGGGUUAUACGCAUUUGGGAUGUUCGGAUGGCUAAUAAGGAGAAGACGAAUCCACUAGCUGAGGCUAAUACCAAAUCCAGGCUCACUUGUCUCGCAGGAUCAUCUAUCAAAUCUGUGAGACGACUGCGAGUUGAAAAUUCUAAUCCAGAUGAAAAUCAGGAGGCAGCCGCUAUGGAAUCAUAAUAGCUGUACUGUUCUGGGGAUAUUCAUAUAUUAUGGGUUUUUAUCCUCUUCAUUCCCUUUCCUCCCUCUCCCUUUAAUCCCCAUUUGUUUUGUUUUUACUGGACGAACAAAUUUUGUUAUGCAUGUAUUAGGGGUUUUUAUCUAUAACAUUAUUUUUGACACGUAACAGAGAGGAUAUAUGAUACAA
Olea europaea var. sylvestris is the source of this 1258-nucleotide messenger RNA. Its product is annotated as p21-activated protein kinase-interacting protein 1-like. The transcript has 3 exons. Gene Ontology annotation, molecular function: protein binding. The record is from RefSeq and is a predicted model, not a curated record. NCBI's taxonomy places the organism in Eukaryota, Viridiplantae, Streptophyta, Magnoliopsida, Lamiales, Oleaceae. Bases 67 to 1071 code for a protein of 334 amino acids.